AUGGCACCACACGUGGUACAUGGAGUCUCUCUUUCACAGCCCUGGUGUCUUCCUCUCCUUUUGCUCCUUCUCUCCCUGUAUUCCCUGACGGUCGCAGGGUUCAACCUGGAUACUAGCAUGACUCUGAUCAAGGAGGGGGAGAAAGGGAGCUUUUUUGGAUUUUCUGUAGCACUUCACCAGCAACUCACCCCAGAACCACACAGUUGGAUACUGGUGGGAGCUCCCCGGGACAGAGGACUGGGCCUCAUGCGGAGACAGCGUCCUGGUGCCCUGUACCGCUGUCCAAUCACAGGCGAGAAGUUUGACUGCGAGCGAGUGGACAUCGAUGGAGAUGUAAACCUUGACCGGGAGAGCAAGGACAACCAGUGGCUAGGAGUGACAGUCAAGAGCCAGGGGAUUGGAGGGAAGGUGGUGACCUGUGCCCACCUGUAUGAGCUGCGUCAGCGUGUGGGCCUGCCGUCUGAGACGCGGGACCCUAUCGGGCGUUGCUAUGUCCUGAGUGAGGACCUGACAGAGAAGGAUGACUUGGACGGAGGAGAGUGGAAGUUCUGUGAGGGGCGACCCCAGGGACACGAACAGUUUGGCUUCUGUCAGCAGGGCCUGUCUGCCGCCUUCACACCAGACAAUAACUUCAUCAUGUUCGGCGCUCCAGGAACGUACAACUGGAAAGGAGAGAUGCGUGUCCAGCUGCUAAACCAGACACUGUUGGAUCUUGGUUUCUAUGACGACGGACCUUAUGAGGUGGCGGAUGAGAAACAGCUGAACGCUCAGCUGAUCCCAGUUCCCUACCAUAGUUACCUGGGGCUCUUGUUCAUGGCUAGUCCUGAUGAAGAUGCGCUGGUGUACAAAACUCUGGAGCCACACUCCAACUGGCCCAUGUUUGAGGACGUAGCUCAAAAUAGCUACUUAGGUUUGGUGGCCCGGCCACACCAGCUGUUCUUCAGUGGAGUUGUGAAGGGGGAGAGUGCUAUGGAGACUCUGGACGAUGUGGGCAGCGCUCUGGACUUUGAGUUUACGGUGACCAACACUGGGCCGUCCCUGCAGACUCUAGGCUCUGCCUUCCUCAACAUAAUGUGGCCUCAUGAGCUGUCCAAUGGGAAGUGGCUCCUGUACCCCACCGCUUUUCACUUCCAGGGCCAUCCAGAAACACACUGUAGACCCCACACCUCCCUCAACCCACGGAAGUUUUCCCACAGCUCUCCUUCUGAAGACCAGCCACAGGCUACAUUCAGGAGGAAGGGGCGAUCCCACCCGGAAGAGGAGGGGCAUGUGAUGACCAAGGGCAGUCUGGGUAGGACCACGCCCGCUGUGGCUGCCUCCGAGAGACGGAAGUCACUCAAACUGGACUGUCUGCUGGGUUCAGCACGUUGUGUCCUGUUCCAGUGUCCUCUCCACAGCUUCUCUGGCUCGGCUGUCCUCAAGAUCCAGGGACGCUUGUGGAACAGCACCUUCCUGGAGGAGUUCCCAUCAGUCAGUGCUCUGGAGCUGCUGGUUAGAGCCAACAUCACAGUCAAGUCCAGCAUCAAACACCUGGUGCUGAGGGAUGCUGCUGCACAGGUCCCAGUGAUGAUUUACCCAGAGGUUGGUCUGACUGCCCAGUACUGGAUCCCCUGGUGGUGGAUUCUCAUAGCCAUCCUGGCUGGUAUCCUGGUGCUGUCCCUGAUGGUCUGCAUCCUCUGGAAGUGUGGUUUCUUCCGUCGGGUCCAGUAUGAAGACAAAGUGCCUCAGUACCAUGCGGUGAAGAUUCCCCAUCAGGACCUGCCCCAGUUCCAUGAGAGCCAGCAGAAGGCAGGGAUCCUCCACAAGAAAGAGUGGGCUACACACUGGAGCGAUGGAACUUCCUGAUCGACAGCAACAACAAAAACAACAACAAGGAAUUGAAUAAUAACAAACCCCCAAUUCCACCCAUAUGGCCCACUCACUAACUCUGCGGUGUAGUAAAUGUGUGCACACAGACUGGCCGUGUCACAACAGUGUUGUGACACAUUGAGGCAACGUCCUGAUCCUUCACCCUUCUUCUGAAGUGGAUUAAUGCUGACUACUCUCUCCUACGUAUUUAUAUGGACAGUGAUGCUAACUUUCUACAUUGUCUCUAUAGUCCAGCAUUUUGGAUUUGAGAUCAAAUGUUCCACAUGAGGUGACAGUACAUAAUGUCAUCUUUCACUUGAGGGUAUUAUUUAUACAUAUCUGAUUUACCAUUUAGAAAUGAAAGCACUUUGUAGAUCUAGUCCCCCCAUUUGAAGACGUCAUGAGU
Molecule: messenger RNA, 2254 nt
Organism: Salvelinus namaycush (lake trout)
Lineage: Eukaryota; Metazoa; Chordata; Actinopteri; Salmoniformes; Salmonidae
Gene: itga7
Product: integrin, alpha 7
Exons: 12
Coding region: 1-1845 (614 amino acids)
Biological process (GO): integrin-mediated signaling pathway; cell adhesion mediated by integrin; leukocyte migration
Cellular component (GO): integrin complex; external side of plasma membrane
Molecular function (GO): integrin binding
Source: RefSeq, a predicted model, not a curated record